This is a messenger RNA of Plenodomus lingam JN3, 138 nucleotides long. NCBI's taxonomy places the organism in Eukaryota, Fungi, Ascomycota, Dothideomycetes, Pleosporales, Leptosphaeriaceae. The record is from RefSeq and is a predicted model, not a curated record.
AUGACCGCCACCGCUGCAGCCACGAGUCCAGUUCCCACCCCCGGCGUCAACAAACUUGCAGCACCACUGUUGCCCGCCGGCGUGGUUGAGCCGGAAGGAGCCGCCUCACCAGAUGUGGCAUUGGCGUCUACAUUCUAG